AUGUCCUCCUCAGACUCUGAAAUAAGCCUGUUUGAUUCUUCUCUUUUGGAUUAUCUCGAUCAAAUCGACAUAUCGGAUUUGGACAACUAUGUUUUUUCGACUUCACCUAAUUCUUCGCCCAGUUCUUCACCACCACCGGUUUUAGAGCGAGCUACAGGCAAGAACAUCCGUCUCUCGACCCGCGAGAGGCAGGCCCUGCUUUCUGCAAGGGCUUGCCCAGCUUCAUCCACCCCUGCCGGCGCUUCAGCUCCCCCGCGUCCCUCGGGAAAAAACCUCCAUCUAACCGCCCGGGAGAGGCAACAACUGUUCGCCUCACACGCUCCCAGUGCCCCCGCCGGAGCUUCAGCUCCCCCGCACCCCUCGGGGAAAAACCUCCAUCUAACCACCCGGGAGAGGCAACAACUGUUCACCUCACACGCUCCCAGUGCCCCCGCCGGAGCUUCAGCUCCCCCGCGUCCCUCGGGAAAAAACCUCCAUCUAACCGCCCUGGAGAGGCAACAACUGUUCACCUCACACGCUCCCAGUGCCCCCGCCGGAGCUUCAGCUCCCCCGCGCCCCUCGGGGAAAAACCUCCAUCUAACCGUCCGGGAGAGGCAACAACUGUUCGCGGCACACGCUCCCAGUGCCCCCGCCGGAGCUUCUCGUCCUGCAUCGGGACCAAGACAUCCACAGCCCCUGCCUCUGAGAUCCAAUCUAGGGCAUCUCAGAAGGAGGCGUAGGAGGACCGUUAGGCCAGUCAGGACAAGGAGCACAAGGCAAACACGCAGACAGCGAAACCAGCUCGCUUCCAUCGCUCUUCGAGCUGUAUCUCUGUUCGCUGAAUUAGUGCAACUCAUCUUAUAA
Molecule: messenger RNA, 843 nt
Organism: Oreochromis aureus
Lineage: Eukaryota; Metazoa; Chordata; Actinopteri; Cichliformes; Cichlidae
Product: translation initiation factor IF-2-like
Exons: 4
Coding region: 1-843 (280 amino acids)
Source: RefSeq, a predicted model, not a curated record